AUGAACAGCACUUGCAGCACCGUCUCCUGGCCCCCUGGGCUCAAGCACGUCUUUGUCACCUACUCGGGCACGCUGAUGGUGCUGGGCCUGCUGCUCAACGGCCUGGCGCUCUGGGUGUUCUGCCGCCGCAUGCGGCAGUGGACGGAGACCCGCGUCUACAUGACCAACCUGGCCGUGGCCGACCUCUGCCUGCUCUGCUCUCUGCCCUUCAUGCUCUUCUCCCUGCAGCACACCUCCGACACCCCGCUGUGCCAGCUCUCGCAGGGAAUCUACCUGGCCAACAGGUACAUGAGCAUCAGCCUGGUCACGGCCAUCUCCGUGGACCGUUACGUGGCCGUGCGGCACCCGCUGCGUGCCCGAGGGCUGCGCUCCCCGCGGCAGGCUGCGGUGGUGUGUGCGGCACUCUGGGUCCUGGUCCUAGGCUCCCUGGUGAUCCGCUGGCGCCUGGGGCUGCAGGAGGGCGGCUUCUGUUUCCGGAACUACGCCCGGCACGACUUCGGCACCACCACUUUCUCACUACUGGGCUUCUACCUGCCCCUGGCUGUGCUGGUGUUCUGCUCUCUGCAGGUGGUGACUGCGCUGGCCCRGAGGCCAGCCUCCGAAGCCGGCCAGGUGGAGGCCACCCGCAGGGCUGCCCGCAUGGUCUGGGCCAACCUGGUGGUGUUUGUAGUCUGCUUCCUGCCGCUGCACGUGGUGCUGACGGUGCAGGUGGCCACGGGCCUGUCCUCCUGUGCAGAGCGCAAGGCCUUCAGCCGGGCCCUCUUCAUCACCAGCAAGCUCUCGGACGCCAACUGCUGCCUGGACGCCGUCUGCUACUAUUACAUGGCCAAGGAGUUCCAGGAGGCCUCCGCGCUGCCCAUGCCCGCCGGCACCAAGGCCCACAAGAGCCAGGACUCUCUGAGCCUCACCCUCACCUAG
Messenger RNA from Urocitellus parryii (Arctic ground squirrel), 918 nucleotides. It is a transcript of the gene Gpr35, whose product is annotated as G protein-coupled receptor 35. NCBI's taxonomy places the organism in Eukaryota, Metazoa, Chordata, Mammalia, Rodentia, Sciuridae. Gene Ontology annotation, cellular component: plasma membrane. Gene Ontology annotation, molecular function: chemokine receptor activity. The record is from RefSeq and is a predicted model, not a curated record. Gene Ontology annotation, biological process: positive regulation of Rho protein signal transduction; chemokine-mediated signaling pathway; phospholipase C-activating G protein-coupled receptor signaling pathway.